AUGUGGUUAAAGGUCAUCCUUCUGGUGUCCUGCGUUGUCGCGAACUCGCUCGCCGACAACGAGACCAGGAGCAAAGCGGUAACCAUCGAAGAAUUUGUAACGUCUCACAAAGUGCCGGAGAGCAUAGCUAGACCGUCGGAUUACGACGACGAGGACGACGACGACGUCGUGGAUGUGGAGAGGAAGGUGAUCACGAAGAAUGGCAAACACGCGAAGAAGGUUCUGACGAAGUUUGACAGCUUCGACAAGAAGUCCAGCGAUCUCGAUCCGGUCAGGCGUUUCGAUUUCGCCGGCGAUGACAAAGCGGACAACACGGCGAAACGACAAGUUCGUGUUGAAUUAGAAAACUUCGGCGAUACCGGCGUCCUUCAGGAAGAUGGUGUCCGUAGGUCGGACACGCACAGGUCUCGCGUGCAGAGUCAAAGAGACUCCGUUAUCCCUGGGGUGCAUGUGAGCGACGAGUACCCGACCACCAUGAUGCCAGUCCUGACGACAGCUCGGGAGAGUCGUGCUUUCGACUUUGUCCCGGUAAACAUCAUCCGUGACGACGGUAAAGAAACGUCCUUCCGUGAUCGUAACUUUGGCGAUUUCAGCGACGUCAGUUUAGUCCCCGCUGGCACGAACUCGCGUAUCCAGGUCAAAAAGGGACCGAACGGAAAGGACUACGAAUACGAGUACGUAUAUUAUUACUAUGACGAGGAGGAUGAGAAUAAGGCGAGUACAGCGGACUCGGCGGUCACCAAUUCUUACGACGUUCCUUCUAGAACUACAUCCGCGCCUAGGCGCGGCGGCUCGUCCAGCAACAGAAACAAGUACAGUAGCGUGGAAAGAUCGAGCACCGUGGAACCGGCCAGCAACGAAGUCAUUCCGAACAGAAACGGGAACAAUAGAGGCAGACAGCUGGUCGAAGCCGAGGACGUGUCCGAGGAAAGGCUACCAACCAACACCAGGUUCCCACCGAGGUCGCGAUCGAACCACAAUACGGGGACCACCGAACCCUCCCGAACUCGUGGAAAUCGGCCUAGACCUGGCCUAGACCUGGUCGACUCGAGUAGCUUCCGCACGCACCAGGAAGGGCCUGAAUUCCCUCAGGUACUCCCGAAAGGACCCGUUCGAUUCCUCGGGGUGACACCCAACGAGGAGAACGGGGAUGAAAGAACGGUGACCAGAGGACGAGGAAGGCCUCAGCGGGUUCAAGAACCAGCGCCUGUCGAGGAAAUCAUAGAAGACGUGCCUGCUCCUACGACUAGAAGAAGACCCAUCGCUACAGUCUCCACAGAUGUGGAAGUAGAGCCCAGUAAAGGUCAAUCUCUGCUGGCUAGCGAGGAGAAGGAAGAUGAGAAAGAGGAAACGUCCUCGUUGGCAGAGAAGAGCAAGGAUAAACAGGCUUCCACGGAGUCCAAGCAAGAGUACGAAGAGUUAGAGUCUUCCUCAACGACAGCAGCGAGUACAGCCUCGACAGCCACUGAGAACCCAACGACCGAGUAUCCAUCUUCGAUGGACAAGGCCGCGCUGGACCUGUACGCGUUCGUGCAGCAAGGUCAAACUAACCUAGUGGACGCAUCUAGUACCGAAGCCAGCGACUCCUUCUCGGAUGCAACCACGCUUUCCAAUGACGAGGCUACUACCGACUUGGGGUCCGUGACAGAACUGUCUGCAACCACGCAAGUAGUAACCGUCGAGCCCUUUACGACCACUAUCGGAACGCCUACGGAACCCACGACCACGACAACCCCUACGACGACUACUAUCAGUACUACCACCACUACCACCACCACGACAACCGAAGCACCCACGACUACUACUACCACUCAAGCACCGGCUGGAAGGGGAAAAUUCAGACGACCGGGUUUCGGUGGAACUACAGGUUCUAGAAACCGAAUCAAAUCAAAUGGCGGCGGAAGUACGACGACCACCGAGGCCCCUGCAGAACCGACGCAACGAACGCGAGGACGUUUCGGUGGCAACGGAUCCAACGGAGGUGGUUUUAAGAGAAAUCGACCAGGACAGAAGCAAUCUACCUCUGUGGAGGAAGACGCGGUGCAAAAAGAGAGCUCGAGUUCGGUUCACGCUGAACGACCCUCUUCCAGUACUCGUGGAAGAUUCCGUGGGUCCGGGGCAACGAGAUCAGUCUCGACGACCACGUCGGUCCCAUCUAAUGGGGGCUCGACUGCGUCGUCCAGUGGACCUUCAGGAAUAUCUAGACCUUCCUUCAACAAACUGAACAUCAAUCGACGACGCGGCAGACCGACCACCACUGCACCGAAUGGCAGCGAAGAGAGCCAGGAGUCCAAUCGUUCCGAAACGGCCAAGGAAUCCACCCAGGAAUCAGUGACCACGGCUCCAAAGUCCACUGUCCGUGCGAGACUACCUGCCACAGGGGCAAGACCGGUCAUUAAACCCGGGGCACGGAUAAACCUCAGACCGAAACCUGGCCAGUCAACCACGACCACGACCACAACGCCAUCUCCCGAGGAUAACGCGGACGAAUCUUCCAUCGAUGAACCAGCAGGCGAGGGAACCGAGGAGGAGACUCACGAGGCACCCGCGGAGACCAGCCCACCGCCAGCGCGUCCCACCACUGUCAACCCUCUGAACAAGUUGCGCAAUCGGAAUAGAAUACAGGUGCAUCCAAAAACGACCACCAGGACCCCGGUGUCGCUAGCGUCCAGGAGGUCGCCACUGUUGCCGCGCCGCAAGGUGACCGAGGCCCCAGUGGCGCAGACCAGUCAGGAGGAAGCCUCGGAGGAGCCCGACAUUUCCAGCGAGACGGAAGCAACCGAGGCCACCUCCGCGGAGACAAGCACAGCCGCGAGUACGAAACACGAGGAGACCAGAGGACUCGGUGGCCUGCUGGCACCCAGGCGCAGGAUAACACCGCGACGACCUGGACAAAUCAUCUCGCGGGAAUAA
Molecule: messenger RNA, 2913 nt
Organism: Eufriesea mexicana
Lineage: Eukaryota; Metazoa; Arthropoda; Insecta; Hymenoptera; Apidae
Product: flocculation protein FLO11
Exons: 9
Coding region: 1-2913 (970 amino acids)
Source: RefSeq, a predicted model, not a curated record